Messenger RNA from Kwoniella shivajii, 3807 nucleotides. RefSeq lists its product as uncharacterized. Lineage: Eukaryota; Fungi; Basidiomycota; Tremellomycetes; Tremellales; Cryptococcaceae. The record is from RefSeq and is a predicted model, not a curated record. Gene Ontology annotation, molecular function: protein serine/threonine kinase activity; ATP binding. The coding region runs from base 1 to 3807 and encodes 1268 amino acids. Gene Ontology annotation, biological process: protein phosphorylation; intracellular signal transduction. The transcript has 4 exons. Gene Ontology annotation, cellular component: cytoplasm.
AUGAACGGAUCACCUUCUUUAGCUUCACCUAUCCCCACUCUACCUCAUCAAUCUCCUUCUCCUUCACCCCGUCGAGGUACAGGUACAGGUGCAGCAGCAGGUCCUUCGUCUCCUCGGCCACCCAGAGUCUCGAUGGGUCCUCGACUGCCUAGUAUUUCAGCUUCGCAGACCAUGGAUUAUGAGCAAAGUGAUUCUCCAAGAACGAGCGUUGUAAUGGGAUUUUCACCUGUGUCCUCACAUCAGGCGUUACCAGCUGUUCCAGAAGCAUCUCCCAGCUCUCCCCGUCCACCUGGAUUGACCUUGAACAAUGUCAAUAGGAGAUUAUCAACCUUGUCUCCGCAGAUGACAACACCUGUGGAUCAGGUCUUUCAAUGGACUGAAGGUUCACCUCGACCUUUAGCUACAUCUCCCCGUGGGCUAGCAAGCGAAUUUCCGCCCCGAUCACGUCGAAACUCAGCCGCUAUCGUAUCUAUCAGUUUGAGUUCUCGCUCGAGAUCCCGCACUCCUCGAGGUAACACUGCUACUCUACCAGGUCAACAGAGCGGAACAGGUACACCCAACAAAGGUUCAUCUUCUGCUACUCCUCGAGGUGAUGAUCAUGCGCACGGUACAAAAGAAGUAGUGAUUCAGAUGGGCGAGGCGUGGGCACCUGGAGUCGAAGACAUGGAUGAUUGGCAACCAGCUGGAGGCAUGUUACUGGAUGGUGAUGAAUCUGCUGCGACGGAAGAGGAUGAAGAUGAGUUUGAUCAAGACAAGGAGAGAUCAUGGACAGGAUUUUCAGACGAGUCACCUCAUGUUGAGGAACCUCUGAAGCCUGGGAUGUUGAUCGGGGAAGGAAUGGAAUUUCAAGGUGAAAUCGUCGUACCCGCUGUUGGAAGAAUAGGCUCAGGUGGUGACGAGGACGUUGGAUUACCUCUCAGAAGAGGGGGAAGUGAAGCUACUAAAUUCACUAGAGGUGAUGGUAGACAAGAAAAGAAAAGAUACGAAGUUGUAAGGAAACUAGGUACUGGAAGUUAUGCUGUAGUAUAUCUUGUGAGGGAAAAGGGAGGCAGACAUCGGGAGUUUGCCUUGAAAUGUCUAAGUAAACAGGAUCUCGAGGAGGAACAACUUGAAACCCAAUUAUUCGAAGCUCAUAUCCACUUAUCAUUACCCAUACACCAGAACAUUGUAACUUUACAUCAAACCCUUCAAACUAGAAAAUGGCUGUUUCUCAUGUUGGAACUGUGUCCAGGAGAAGAUCUUUUCUACUGGCUUGAGAAAUCUCGAGAUGCUUCUCCGCACACUGCACCUAUCCCUUUACCCAAUGAACGAAGUGGCGUGAUGUCCUCAUCCAAAUUCUCUUCCUCGUCAAUCCCCUUCUCAUCAUCUCAGAUGUUUUCCAACCUCAACGGCAUGUCAUCAUCCUUCUCCAAUUCACCCGCCAACACUUUCUCCCAAUUCAGCGGAUCACCAGCUUCACUUCUCUUUGCUCACCACAAUGGUCAUCAUCAUUCACACCACCAUACUCCUUCUCAGACUCCUCCUACCCCAAGUCUCCUUUCUGCAUUCUCUGCAAACACGUUGCUCAGCCAAAGACGUCUACGAUUGAUUGCCUCAAUGUUUAGUCAGAUGUGUGAAGCCGUAUCAGUCUGUCAUGAUGCUGGAGUCAGUCAUAGAGAUAUCAAACCCGAAAAUUUCAUCUGUUGUGAUUCGAUAGAAUUAGAAGCUGCAAUAGAUGGUGAAUAUGGGGAAGAUCAGGAUGAAGGAAAGCCUCUCGACUUUGGUCCUCAAGCUAAGCGUAAAGUCGUUGUCAAGUUGACCGAUUUCGGUUUAGCUACCACAGAGGAGGAAAGUGGAGAUGUGGAAUGUGGAAGUAAACCUUACAUGUCUUAUGAGUGCCGUAACAAUCUUGGUCCCACUUACUUCCCUGCUCAUGCCGAUGUAUGGUCUCUUGGUAUUGUACUCAUCAAUAUGCUUUUCCACCGAAACCCCUGGAAAGAUCCCACACCCGGUGAUCCUAACUUUGACAAUUUUUUGAUGGAUCCUAUCGGAUUCCUCUUGUCCAAAUUUACCGGUAUCGGUAGAGAGGUUGCUUCUUAUCUCGCUGACCACGUUUUAUGUAUCGAUGUUGAUGCUCGAAUUUCUGCCACAGAGUUCGGCAGGUGGAUCAAGAGCUUGCCUGAUAUGAUUGGUGGAAGAAAAGCACUUCAAUCUCUCAAGAUAUCUAGAAUGGAGAAUCAAAGAACACCUACAGAAAAAGGUUUAUUCAUCAAGUCGCCUAUCGCCACCACCCAAGACACAUCGAGGAAAUUUUCCGCUUCCGCACUCACCUCAUCUGCACCAGCUCUAUCGAGUCUUCCUCCUCCGUCUCAAUUGGCUCAGCUUGAAGAUCACAUCCCCGAAGAAGAGGCUUCCGUUACUACUCCUCCUCUCGAACAUGACCAAUACGAGUUGACAUCGGCAACCACCGUUGACGAACAACCGACUCCUGUGGAUACCAGUGAAUACGCUUCUCCAGAAACGGUCGACGACGAAUGCGAUACUUUUGUAGCCGAGUCAAUAGCCGAUGACUCUGAACGGGCAGAUGGGGACUCUCGAUCUCUUUCGACUCAUAAAAGGAGAAAGAGGGGAGUUCGGAAAGGUAAAGCUGCAAAGGCAGCUGCACUCGCUGCAGCAGGGGGAGAACAACCGUCUCAGGAAGAACGAGAUGCUUUACUCGCUGAACUCACAGAGGCAUCUCAAACCCUCGCUAGGGAAGUAUCCAAGUUCUCAAAUCCUUCAGAAUUCGAUGCUACUAGAGUUGAAGAUUUCCCACCACUUGGAACGACACCUGCUCAAGCUGCCGAAGCUAAGAAGUCUAAAUGGAAAGACAUGAUGAAACUUUCUCAAGGUAGUAAUCCUGAACUUGCAGCCUUGGCUAGAAGAGUAGCAGAAAGAGAUGGCAGCUUGAACUUAUCGGCACCUGCUAAACUCCAACAAGGUAAUCAAAAGUAUUCACCAUUAGCAUCGAAACAUCUACUUCGACAGACGACCACUGUUUCAUCUGGCAUUUCGAGUGCAUUAUCUAGUUUCGGUCCUGUUUCAAGCGCGACCAGUUCCGCUGAUGAUGAAGAUUGGAGGAAACCUAGAGCUAAACCUUCGCCGUCUGUCGUCAACGAGCAAGAUGAGGUUGUGAACAGAGGAAGAGACAAGACUAUACACUCAACGAGACGAAAUGAAGAUCACUCAAGAGCUAGAAAAGCUGCUCUAGCAGCCGCUGCGAUAACCGGUGGAUUUGGUGAAAUGGGUGCAUUUGGUAAACCUUCUGGAUUGAGUUUGGCUCAACCAAUACAAACCAAUCGACCAUUGAACAACCCUGCUACUACCACCGCUGCCGCCCCUGCUCCUGCUCCUGCUCCUGCUGCCACUCCCUCUUCCUUUGGUCUUUCAGCUAAACCUGUUGUUCAACCAACAACUUACACGAUCAGAGAUUCUGUUCCUAUUGGAAGUGCACCAACUUUAGCUCAACAGGGGCAAGGCAAAGCUCCUUUCAGAUCUGGUCUUUCACACACUCAUGCAAUGUCGAUGGAUGGUGCCAGUAAUGAUAUUCCAAAUUUCGCUCCCAGCAAGACUUAUGGCAAGAACUCCAUUGACAACACCACCGCAUUCGCCAGACCAGCUUUAUCGUCCAAAGAAAGCUCUUCGACCAUCACUUCUUCUCCAUCUGUACAAUCACAAAACGCGAACGCGACUACUACCCCUGCUGGACCUAAUAAACCGAAAUUAAAAGGUCAAAUUCAUACUCUUGCCAAGAUGUUGAGUGGUCUUAAAACAAAAGGAAAGGAUUAA